UUAAAAGAUGAGUAGUGGAACGCAAGCUAAAAUUAUGCAAAUUAUGUUGGUGUUAUUCAUGGUCAGACAUUUUCAUCAUAAACAUGUGUCGAAAUGAACUUGAAUGUGUAUUCAGGUUGUCUUUUAUUUUGAAGGUGUAGGCGGAUGUAGCAGGUUGGCCUUGUGAAGCGUGCAUGUGUGUGUGUGUGUGUGUGUUAGAUGUAAGAACGGGAGAGCCGAGUCUUCACAUCGCAUUGGAGACCGAAAGGAGGAGGAAGCCUGUGGAGUUUCACCUCAGGAGACUUCUCUUCAUCGGGAAUUCUCAAGUAAGCCAAAAAACCUCGAAAAAACUCUCGUCUUUUUUUUUUUUUUAAGUUUACCGCUCUGCCUGCUUGUAAAUCUCUUGCAACUUGGUUCCCAGCCUGCGGCUCCCAGGACACUUGUUGAGCUUGUUGUUUUCUUGUUUUGUCUCCGUGCCCCCCCACCCCUCACCCCCAACCCCCUCUGGGGAGGCGACUUACUCUGCUUGAUGUUGCCUGACUGAUAGGUAGCUCCAACGAUGCUUGUUUUUCUUUAACCCUUACAUGCAUGACUGACUGGACCCUACACUCUUCCAUAAGCUAGAAUCAAUGCUUUUCUAUGCCAAUUUUGCUAUUUUUGGUUAGGAAUAAUCACUUGUAUGAUACUUAGUAUUAUAUUUAGGACCACACAAGAAUUAUUUCAUGUUAGAAACAUCUUAAUUUUUCACUUUUUUUCCAUCUUUGAAAAACAAAGUGACCCCGUACAACAAUAGAAAAUGUGAGGAUCCAUUGUGUGUUGCAUAAAGGUAAGUUAAAAAUGUGAAUGGCAUGAUUUUUUGAGGAAUACUUGGAAUAUGAAAUGAUAAUUUUUUUCAUUAUGAAGAUAUUUCAAGAAAACAACCUGACCGGGUCAUUUUUGACCCACUUAAUGGAAGGUUGGGGUAGUAACAAAAACACAAAAAAUUCUUAAAAUGUAUAAAAGGUCAUUUAAAAAUGUGAAUGGCAUGAUAUUAAAAACAUGUUUUUUGAGGAAUACCUGGAAUAUGAAAUGAUAAAAAAAAUGUCAAUUACGAAGAUAUUUCAAGAAAACAACCUGACCGGGUCAUUUUUGACCCACUUAUGGAAGGUUGGGGUAGUAACACAAAAACUAAAAUUUCUUAAAAUGCAUAAAAGGUAAGUUAAAAAUUUUGAACGCCGUGAUAUCAAAAAUAUGUUUUUUGAGGAAUACCUGGAAUAUGAAAUGAUACAUUUUUUCAUUACGAAGAUAUUUCAAGAAAACAACCUGACCGGGUCAUUUUUGACCCACUUAUGGAAGGUUGGGGUAGUAACACAAAAACUAAAAUUUCUUAAAAAUUAUAAAAGGUAAGUUAAAAAUGUGAAUGGCAUGAUAUCAAAAGUAUGUUUUUUUGAGGAAUACCUGGAAUAAAUACUUUUAUUCUUUAUCUUGUCCAUUUCUGAUGGGGUUUUUUUGCAAUUAUUUCAACCUUGCUAAUGUAGAUUUUCUUGUUGUAAGGAUUACGUUUUUUUUUUUUACUUUUUAAAAAAAAAAUUACUUUAAUUUUUUUUAACUUUUUUAUUUUAUUUUAUUUUUUACUUUUCCUGAACCUAAUUUUCUUUGUUGUUUCUCACGUCUCCUUUUGGACAUUUGGAAAUGUGGCUUGUUGUAAUUUUUCCAAACAUUUUUGCUUUCCUCUUGGAAAUAUUGUCCUUAUAAUUAUGACUUUAUAUAAUUUUUUUUCUCUAUUCGGACUUAAAAAUAACAGCAUUAUAAAUAAGCUUAUUUCUGUUAUUGUGUUAGUUUGACGUUACGAUUGUAAGAUUUUUUUUCAUUUUUGUUGCCGUUUUUUUGUAUUUUAGGUUUCUUUAAUUUUUUAUUAUUUUUUUUAUGAAAAAAAUGAUACAUUUUAGAAUGUGCUUUGGGCCAAAAUGUAGCGUAACACAAAGCUGCUAAGUCUAUUUAAUGACGGCCGUCCAAUUCAGUCACUUGUCACACAGACUGCUGUUCUUAAUAUUUUGGCUAUGAUAUGACGAACACCUCUGUGUCGGAACCGAGCAUCGCUGUCUCUGUAAUGGUUCAUUUUAUGGUGCAAGUCUUAUUCCGGAUUGAAUUCCUAUCGACUACAACCACGUCUCCCUUUGAGUCCUACAGACUUCCACCCCCCACCCAACCUGUCUUCGGAUGCAUGCGGGUCCGGUUGCAGGAUGGAGAAGUAUGAGAAGAUCGGCAAGCUCGGCGAAGGUUCGUACGGCGUGGUCUUCAAGUGCCGGAACAGAGACACGGGCCAGAUUGUGGCCAUCAAGAAGUUUGUGGAGUCCGAGGACGAUCCCGUGAUCAGGAAGAUCGCACUGAGGGAGAUCAGGAUGCUCAAGCAACUCAAACACGCCAACCUGGUCAAUCUCAUCGAGGUGUUCCGACGCAAGAGGAAGCUGCACCUCGUCUUCGAGUACUGCGACCACACGCUUCUCCACGAGCUGGACCGACACCCCCGAGGCGUUCCCGAGCACCUGGUGAAGAGCAUCACCUGGCAGACGCUCCAAGCCGUCAACUUUUGCCACAAACAAAAGUGUAUCCACAGAGACGUGAAGCCAGAGAACAUUCUCAUCACCAAACAGCAGGUCAUCAAGCUGUGCGACUUCGGCUUCGCCAGGAUUCUCACCGGGCCGUGCGACUGCUACACCGACUACGUGGCCACCCGCUGGUACCGGGCCCCCGAGCUGCUGGUGGGAGACACGCAGUACGGCCCCCCCGUGGACGUGUGGGCCAUCGGCUGCGUCUUCGCCGAGCUCUUAUCGGGAGCCCCCGUGUGGCCCGGGAAGUCUGACAUGGACCAGUUGUACCUGAUCCGCAAGACCCUGGGAGACCUGAUCUCUCGACACCAGCAGGUUUUCAGCAACAAUCACUUCUUCCACGGCCUCUCCAUCCCUGAACCUGCGGAGAUGGAACCGUUUGAGCUGAAAUAUCCGAAUCUGUCACAUCAAACCUUGAGUCUAAUGAAGGCGUGUCUGCGGAUGAACCCGUCGGAGCGUCUGACGUGCGAGCAGCUGCUGCAGCAUCCUUACUUCGACAGCCUGCGAGGGAAAAGCCAGGGCGGCGGCCGGGAGCAGGAGCGCCAUGGCAACAGGAGGACACGCCUGCCACGCAAACACCAAUGUACAUUCCACUCGUAUUCUCUGCAGUGUUUGCCUCAGCUGACUGGCAGCAGCAUCUUCCCAGUGCUAGACACCAAGAAGUACUACCACAACCUGCGCAAGUUCAACUACCACCUCCCUAACAUUUAGACGUGGGACUUCCAUCCACACGCAGGCCAAAACACUCAGGAAAAGAAGCUGAGCUGCAUGAGGGAAUUAUGACAUCACACCGAUGAAUACAAUAACCCAUCUUUUUUUUUUUAAACGCUGCAAUGAGGCGAGAAUACCCAUACCCCGCCAUUUUGAAUGCUAGUUGUACCCAAUGCUCCACAAUAAGUAAGGAGGGGGGAGGGCACACCGGCUGCUCGGAGCGUGUGCCCGAAUACAGUACACCAUCUUGGGCAACGCCAGGUGGCUCCCGCCACUCGUUACUCUGGUCCUCCCGACAUCCGUAGCGGCGCACCAGCUGCUCUGAGCAUGUGCCCGAAUACAGUCCACCUUCUUGGGCCACGGUAGGUGGCUCCCUCCGCUCUUUAUUCCGCUUCUCCUGACCUCCAUAGCGGCACACCGGAUGCUCGAGCUUGUGCCCGAAUACAGUGCACCUUGCUGGGCCACGUUAGGUGGCUCCCUCUUUACUCUGGUUCUCCCGACCGCCAUAGCGGCACACCGGCUGCUCGGAGCGUGUGCCCGACUACAGUGUACCUUGCUGGGCCACACCAGGUGGCUCCAUCCGCUCUUUACUCCGCUUCUCCCGACCUCCGUAGCAGCACAUCGGCUACUUGGAGCGUGUGCCCGAAUACAGGGCACCUUACUGGGUCACACCAGGUGGUUCCCACCGCUUCUCCCGACCUCCGUAGCGGCACACCAGCUGCUCGGAGCAUGUGCCCGAAUACAGUGCACCUUGCUGGGUCACACCAGGUGGCUCCCUCCGCUCUUUAUUCCGCUUCUCCCGACCUCCGUAGCGGCACACCAGCUGCUCGGAGCGUGUGCCCGAAUACAGCGUACCUUACUGGGUCACACCAGGUGGCUCCCUCCGCUUCUCCCGACCUCCGUAGCAGCACACCGGCUCUUCUGAGCAUGUGCCCGAAUACAGUGCACCUUCUUGGGACACGUUAGGUGGCUCCCUCCGCUCUUUAUUCCGCUUCUCCCAACCUCCGUAGCGGCACACUGGCUACUCGGAGCAUGUGCCCGAAUACAGUGCACCUUGCUGGGCCACUUUAGGUUGCUCCCUCUGCGAUUUACUCCGCUUCUCCCGACCUCCGUAGCGGCACACCGGCUGCUCGGAGCGUGUGCCCGAAUACAGUGCACCUUGCUGGGUCACACCAGGUGGCUCCCUCCGCUCUUUAUUCCGCUUCUCCCGACCUCCGUAGCGGCACACCAGCUGCUCGGAGUGUGUGCCCGAAUACAGCGUACCUUACUGGGUCACACCAGGUGGCUCCCUCCGCUUCUCCCGACCUCCGUAGCAGCACACCGGCUCCUCUGAGCAUGUGCCCGAAUACAGUGCACCUUCUUGGGCCACAGUAGGUGGCUCCCUCCGCUCUUUAUUCCGCUUCUCCCGACCUCCGUAGCGGCACACCGGCUGCUCGGAACGUGUGCCCAAAUACAGUGCACCUUGCUGGGCCACUUUAGGUUGCUCCCUCUGCGAUUUACUCCGCUUCACCCGACCUCCGUAGCGGCACACCGACUGCUCGGAGCAUGUGCCCGAAUACAGUGCACCUUGCUGGGUCACACACCAGGUGGCGCUCUCCGUUCUUCACGUAGUUAUGUUCUAAUUCUAAAUAUUCUAAGUCAACAAAUCCAAAUGUGUUCCAGUCCUUAUUACCUCCAGGCAUGCAAAAACGAUAUUUCAAUCUAAUCGGUAAAAAGGUAGAUAAAUGUUAUCGGUAUCAUAUUGGUCUUGAGUAGGGGAAAGUGAUAUCGUACAUCUCUAGUCUAGAUGAGUACACACAAGGAGCGAUGCCAUGCUCUGCUUGUUAAAAAAAAAAAUAUAUAUAUAUGGAAGGGUUUUUUUUGCCAAAAUUCUCCUUCUGUACCACGACGAACUCCAUAGGAGUGAAAAACAGCUUGAAAUAUUUAUUGACAUGAAAGAGUAAUAUUGAUAUUCCCACAUGAUGGCGUUGGUGCUAUGGAUGUUCACAGCCAUUCGUCUUACAAAUGCCAAAUUCAUCUUUUCAAAAAAUGACAAAGCCCAAAUAUGGAGCAAACAUGAUGAUUGUUGAUGACAAAUAAAAUGGCGUCAACAAUAUAAAGUGCAGUUUGAGUUGAUAGUUUCCUUUGAAGCACUUCUUCUCAGUCCAGGUCCAGGUGUAAAUCCAGACGUGGAAGCGCCGUCCUGAGCCGGUCUACUGUGGUCUCUUUGUCUUUGACACCGGGCAGGUCGCUGAGGAACAGAUACUCCAGAUUCCUGCGCACACAAACGCAGCACACACUACAGACAGUGCAGAGCGAUGUGGAAAAAUACCAAAACAGCCGAGUCGGACCUGAGUUUGUGCAGAGCGACGAGACCCUUGUCGGUGAUGUUGCCGCACGACACCACCUCCAUCAUGAACAAGCUCUCCUGAAGGUUCUCCAGCGAGCUCAUCCUCUCCAGACACGCGUCUUCCAUGUACAUGCACUUGUUGAAUUUCAUCUCCUCCACGUGUUUCAAACCGUCUGCACAUCAAAGCACGUCAAGGCCCAAAUAUUCCGACUUACAGACUUAACGAUGGCACACACCGAGAUAGUCGAAGCCUCUGUACAUGAUGCACGACUCGGUUGCGUCGAUGGACUCGAUCUUGUAUCUGCCCAGGGGUCCGGUGGGCAGCGCGUUGUAGUCUUGAUGAAAGCGCUCAAAGCCUUGGAAGCGCACUUUGGCGCCGCAUCGCAGCAACCACUCGGCCGCCGCUCGGUCCGGCCCGACGGCUUUGAUUCGCUCGUAGUCCACCCUGAACACGGUGAAAACUUUUAUUUCAAGUUUAGCCAGGAAAGAAAUCAAACAGCAGUCUGACAUAUUUCCUAUAUUAUUAUUGUAAAUAAAUUUGUGUAUGUAACUGCACAUGAUUUAUUAAUAACAAAUGAAAUUCCUAUAACUACAAAACCCUAGUACAUCGCAAUUUGACAAUACUAAAUAAUACCACAAAGCUUACACUGCCAAAGAGUGAUGGAGUAUUGACCGAGUUGUUCAAAACUGGUGAGUUAAAAACUGGUCUGUUUGUUCGCUAACGCCGCAUGAGGUUGCCCACAAGUGAAUCUGAAGCUGGCGUGGGCUCAUGGGUUUUUAAUUGGACUUCUCAGGUGUUGAAAACGAGCAUUGAAUCCUACGUCGCCGCCAUAUUGGAUGUGGCAAGAGAGAACGGUGAAGAUGCUUAUGGAAUUGCACCAACCGGCUUCCAGUUUGAUUGUAUUGUGGCUAUAAUAACAUUAUUUUACUUUGAGGGCAUAAUGGCGUGGCGUAAUACUGUGGAUUCCUGCAGUGAAACCAGCCUCCAAAUGUAGA
Molecule: messenger RNA, 6603 nt
Organism: Doryrhamphus excisus (bluestripe pipefish)
Lineage: Eukaryota; Metazoa; Chordata; Actinopteri; Syngnathiformes; Syngnathidae
Source: RefSeq, a predicted model, not a curated record